GCAGAGAGGAUUGAUUGAAGUACAGAUCCAUCGGAGAAGAAGACAGAGGUAGAGAAAGAAAGAAAGAGAUUGAGGAUCAAUGACUUCGAGGUACUGGGUGGUAUCUCUGCCAGUGAAGGAAUCUGCUUCUUCCUUGUGGAAUCGUUUACAGGAGCAGAUCUCCAAGCAUUCAUUUGAUACUCCAGUUUAUCGGUUCAACAUUCCUAAUCUUCGGGUUGGAACCUUAGAUUCUCUACUCGCCCUCGGCGAUGAUCUGCUAAAGUCAAACAGCUUUGUGGAAGGAGUCUCGCAAAAGAUCAGGAGACAGAUCGAAGAAUUGGAGAGGAUUUCUGGUGUGGAGAGCAACGCCCUUACAGUUGAUGGAGUUCCUGUAGAUUCUUAUCUCACCAGGUUUGUCUGGGAUGAAGCUAAGUAUCCAACAAUGUCACCUUUGAAGGAGGUCGUGGACAAUAUUCAGUCUCAGGUUGCGAAGAUUGAGGAUGAUCUCAAGGUUCGUGUCGCUGAAUAUAAUAAUAUCCGCGGUCAACUCAAUGCCAUUAACCGAAAGCAGAGUGGAAGCUUAGCUGUUCGUGAUCUCUCAAGCUUGGUUAAGCCAGAAGAUAUAGUCGCUUCAGAACAUCUCGUGACUCUCCUUGCAGUUGUUCCAAAGUAUUCCCAAAAGGACUGGCUAGCAUGUUACGAGACAUUAACCGAAUAUGUGGUUCCUAGGUCUUCGAAGAGAUUGUUUGAGGAUAAUGAGUAUGCUCUUUACACUGUCACUCUCUUUACUCGUGUUGCAGACAAUUUCAGGACAAGUGCCCGUGAGAAAGGGUUCCAAGUCCGUGAUUUUGAACACAGCGCUGAAGCACAAGAGACUCGCAAACAAGAGCUAGAAAAGUUGGUUCAGGAUCAAGAAAGUUUGAGAACCUCUCUUUUGCAGUGGUGCUACACCAGUUAUGGAGAGGUUUUCAGCUCCUGGAUGCAUUUCUGUGCUGUUCGUAUCUUUGCUGAGAGCAUUAUGAGAUAUGGGUUACCUCCGGCGUUCUUGGCAUGUGUCUUAUCUCCGGUUGUGAAAAGUGAAAAGAAAGUACGCUCCAUUCUUGAACGCUUGUGUGAUUCUACCAACAGUUUAUACUGGAAAAGCGAGGAGGACGCAGGAGCCAUGGCUGGAUUAGCCGGUGACUCCGAGACACAUCCUUAUGUCUCCUUCACAAUCAACCUUGCUUAAAAUUGAUGAGGGAUGGCUUGAUGCUUUUUCUCUGUCUCUGCCUUCAUCUGUUAUAUUUGUUUAUGUUCUAUAUAUUUCAUUUUUUCCGUAAUAUAUUAUGAUUUUCAAAAUAAAAGAAGGAAAAAUGACGCACUCAGGAGAGAUGUUACUGUAAUUUUAUUUGGCCGGAGUCUUUUUAGAUUCCGAUGAGUUGCUGAUACAUGUGGAGGAGAAUUAUACUGUUGUUAAAGCCCUUUUUGUCAUUUUGUUACUUGGAGUAUUACUCUGUUUCGUUUUUUUUUUGUCUGAAUGACAACAUUAUUGGCUUUUUAUUGGUA
This is a messenger RNA of Eutrema salsugineum, 1524 nucleotides long. Its product is annotated as V-type proton ATPase subunit C. Gene Ontology annotation, cellular component: vacuolar proton-transporting V-type ATPase, V1 domain. The record is from RefSeq and is a predicted model, not a curated record. Bases 80 to 1207 code for a protein of 375 amino acids. Gene Ontology annotation, biological process: proton transmembrane transport. Lineage: Eukaryota; Viridiplantae; Streptophyta; Magnoliopsida; Brassicales; Brassicaceae. The transcript is spliced from 11 exons. Gene Ontology annotation, molecular function: proton-transporting ATPase activity, rotational mechanism.